Messenger RNA from Lytechinus variegatus (green sea urchin), 2031 nucleotides. Its product is annotated as cyclic AMP-dependent transcription factor ATF-4-like. Bases 280 to 1431 code for a protein of 383 amino acids. Gene Ontology annotation, biological process: regulation of transcription by RNA polymerase II. NCBI's taxonomy places the organism in Eukaryota, Metazoa, Echinodermata, Echinoidea, Temnopleuroida, Toxopneustidae. The transcript has 3 exons. Gene Ontology annotation, cellular component: nucleus. Gene Ontology annotation, molecular function: RNA polymerase II transcription regulatory region sequence-specific DNA binding; DNA-binding transcription activator activity, RNA polymerase II-specific. The record is from RefSeq and is a predicted model, not a curated record.
CUUUUUUAUUAACGAGACCCGGCGCGCCUUAACCACAUUUCCUGAUCGUUCAUUCAUUCAUCCAGUUAUACUAACGAAAUAUUUGGCAAAAUGGCGGUUUGAAUUCUGAAUUUUUGCAACCCUUGCUCUGCAAUUCGCAACGAAUUGCAUCAUACAACAUGGCGCUCCAAAAUGGCUUCUUCGCAUCUGAUGCACAGCUCACUGGGAUACAUUCCACUGAGAUACAACAGCAAACGACCACACCAAGUUCUGUAUCAUCGUAUCACAUAAACCAUCAAGAUGGAAUUCAUCGAAGAUUCAGAGAUUCUGUCGCUCUUCAGCGACAACGCCUCUUUGUGGGGGCGGCUACCGGAUGAGGAAGAACUUCAUCUGGGAUCUGGUCUGGACUCGCAUCUGAAGACCGAGCCAUCAGGCUUGGGCUCUACUGGUCCUACUUCACCACAAUCAGAUGUAUCAGAUGACCCUCUUCCAGACUGGAUGUCUCAGAAAGUUUCUUUGUCAGCAUGGCUUGGGGAUGAGGAGGACAUCCCUAUGGCAGACCUCAUGACAAUCCCAUCCUCCCCAGCUCCAAAGUCAACUCCACUUCCUGCUGAAGAACUACUCAAGGAACUCCUUGUCGAUAUUGGUGUCCCUCCAACAUCUCCAUCCCCUGGUGAAGACCAAUCGGCUGAGGCAUUGCUGGCAUUGUCUCCAGUGAGUUCCUUCAGUGAUCCUGCUUCUCCAGUUCAUCAAGACACAAUGUCCUUGCUGGCCUCUGGGUCAGCAUCACCUUUGGACUUGGGGGUUGAUUCUACACCAGUUGGAGACCUAGAGAAACAGGCCCCGGCUGAUUCUCCAGAAGUUCAUGAAGAGACAAUGUCUCAGCCACCCUCAGAGCCAACAUCCCCUAUGGUGUCUGGUGUUGAUGCUGCACCAAUGAGUAACUUGGAAGAACAGGCUCUUGCUCUCCUUGAUGCCAUGGGAUGUAUGGAGUUCUCAACUACUCAAGAUCCCUCGGGCACACGUGUUAUAACAAUUACUCUACCAGUCCCUGAUGACCAAAUGACCAUCCAGCAAUCACAUGUAAAUCCUCCUGAGUCUCCCAGUUCCAUUGAUUCAUCUAUGCCAACAUCCCCUGAAGAAUCUCCUGUCCCUUCUCCAAUCCCAUCUCCAGCAAAAAGAACAAGGUCAAAGCCCAAACUUAAGAACGCUUCUCCCAUUGAGAAAAAGUCCAGAAAGCGCGACCAAAACAAACAGGCAGCGACGAGGUAUCGAGUCAAGAAGAAGACUGAAACCAGUGCUAUUAUGAGUGAACUCAGUGUACUGGAAGAUGCAAACAGCAAAUUGAAAGACAAAGCUGAAGGCCUAGAAAAGGAGAUAAAAUACCUCAAAGAUCUCUUGAUUGAAGUGCGAUUGCUCAAAGGAACGAUUAGUAACAUCAAAGCAGAUUGAACUCUUCACUGUGAUUUGUAUGUUAAAUUAACUUUUUUUUGUGUUGUAAGAUGUAAAUAUAAAUAGAAUUUUAUUUUCUUUUACAUCCAAUUGAAAAAGAAAAAAAAUGGAAAUAAUGAAUACAAUCUCUAAGGGGGGGGGCUUCCAAAUUGAUAUCAUUCAUGUUCUCAAGUGGGGUAGGGGAAGGGUGUGGUGACUAGCUUUGCGACUUGUAGGGGCUUGCACCUUGGCCCAACGAGCGCACUGUGCGGACAGUAUCAUUCCUCUUUGAUCUUUCCCUGUCAGCGAGCCGUCGGCGAUUCUGCCAUCAGCAACCAAUCUUUAUCUUUGACAAAGACCACUGUAAUUUUUGGUAUGUCUGAGUCCAAUUAUCUCUGAUUCUUAUUCUUCAAGAAGUCUCCUUUGGCAAGUCCAGCUAACACUAGAAAAAAAAUUUAUAAAAAUUAAAAUAUUAUUUUUCUUAGGUGAAAUGGUGAAUUUACUGUUUCACAGAAUAUUUUUUUUGUACAUGUGUUGUACAUAUGCACAUAAUUAUGUGAGUAGUGACAGCGUGAUAUUCAAAUGUCAAUUUCAAAAUUGGAUUAAAAUUUGUUAAAUGUA